Molecule: messenger RNA, 1945 nt
Organism: Oldenlandia corymbosa var. corymbosa
Lineage: Eukaryota; Viridiplantae; Streptophyta; Magnoliopsida; Gentianales; Rubiaceae
Source: the annotation of a GenBank genome assembly
CAUGGUACUUAUUCAAUCCUCCCUUAAAACCUUACCGCCAUACCAAUGGCGGUUUCAUCAAAAUCGCUAACGGGAAUGCUCUCCUUGUUUCAUUCCUCCAUUAAAACACCACUUCCCAAGUACUUCCUUCCACGAAUUACAGCCCGAAGAAGUAUUUCAGCUUCACAAAUCAAGCAAAAGCAAAAUGCCAAGGCAAAACGAAAGACUGAGUUUGCUGGCGCGGCGCAAGUGAAGAGGCGAACUCGUUCGGAUAGAGAGCUUGAUGGGGAUAGCUUCAUGAAAUACCAUGGGGAGGAUAAUAAAUCUGGACAUACUCCGGUAAUGAUUGGGGAAGUGUUGGAUGUUUUUGCUUCGGUUCCCCUCCGCUCUUUCGUCGAUUGUACCCUCGGCGCCGCCGGUCACUCUUCCGCAAUAAUUCAGGCUCAUGGUGAGAUGAAAUUAUUUGUUGGGAUAGAUGUUGAUCCAGCUGCUCAUGAGAUUGCUGAUGCUCGGAUAAAAGGGAUCUUGGGGUGUGAUACAUGUGAGCCAACUUCAGAGUUGUGUAUACACACAUUUGUCCAGAACUAUAGAAGUAUCAAGUCUGUUCUUGGUGGUAUCGAUGAGGCGCUAUUGGGAGCUGGGGUCAGUGGGAUUUUGAUGGACUUGGGGAUGUCAUCCAUGCAGGUCAAUAAUGCUGAAAGAGGAUUCAGUGUACUUGGUGAUGGGCCCCUUGAUAUGCGGAUGAAUCCUCAGGUCAGUUUAAAAGCAGAAGACAUAUUGAACUCAUGGCCAGAUGAUGAAGUGGGAAAGGUGCUACGGGAGUAUGGUGAAGAAAGCAAUUGGCAUCGCCUUCAGAAGAAAAUUGUGAAUGCCCGUCUUCAUGGUGGUUUGCAUUCUACCGCUGAACUUGUCAAUCUUAUUCGGAGCUCGACUUGUGGGACAAGAGGUUUGGUUUGCUUAUUUUAGUUCUCAUCUGAUUACAACUAAUUCAAACCUAUCUUUUGAUUUCUAAGUAGAAACAAGGUCAAGCCAUUGUCAUGAUCAAAUUAACACACUGUUAUUGUUUAUACUUGAUAAUCUAGUUCAAGUAGGAUAAUUUCUGCCCUUCUUUGACACUGAUGUGAUGUCCAGUUGCUCCAAAAUCUCAUGGGACUUAUUUUGGUGCAUCAGGAGGGAGGCAAGGUUGGAUAAAGACUGCCACAAGAGUGUUUCAAGCAUUAAGAAUAGCUGUUAAUGAUGAACUCAACACAUUACAGGAUUCCAUAUAUGCAUGCUUUGAUUCCCUCGAGUCAGGAGGAAGGCUUGCUGUAAUCUCGUUUCACAGUUUAGAAGAUAGGAUAGUGAAGCAAGCUUUUCUCAAUAUAGUUAAAUGUGAAGAUAGUGGAUCGCCUGGUUCUUCAGAAAUAAACAUGGACAGAUACGAAAAAGAAGCAUGGAUCAAACAGAUAAUACGCGGACAUAAAGCCAAUGUCCUCACUAAGAGGCCAAUAACACCUUCUGAGAAAGAGGAGAAGCUGAAUCCUCGGAGUAGGAGUGCUAAGCUCCGGGUGAUUGAAAAGCUUUGAUGAUUUGAAGAGAAAAUACAGCCAAGCAUUUUUUACCAAGAAGACCUAUAAAUAUGUAGGGUUAUGAAAAUUCUUCUUUUUUGGAAUUAACAGGGGAAUAAUCCUUGUAUACAGUUUACAUUCCUGUACUCUUGAGUCUGGACUAGGCCUGUUCAUUGGGUCGGGUUACCCGAGACCCGACCGACCCCCUGUGCUCUGGAGUCUGGACUGUUAAAACUCGAGCGUAGAAUGUUGCUUGUGGGACUAACUGUCCAGUUUCUGAAUUAUCUUUAAAGAGCCUGCAUCCUUUUCUCUUUUUUUCUUUUUUCUUUUUUUGUUGUUUUCUUGGUGUUCCGAAAGAAGCAAAUGUCACAUAAGCUCCCCCUGAUUUAAAACUGGAAUUCAUAUAGUUAUCAAAAGAG